Molecule: messenger RNA, 2853 nt
Organism: Penicillium diatomitis
Lineage: Eukaryota; Fungi; Ascomycota; Eurotiomycetes; Eurotiales; Aspergillaceae
Exons: 8
Coding region: 1-2853 (950 amino acids)
Biological process (GO): fungal-type cell wall organization; GPI anchor biosynthetic process
Cellular component (GO): endoplasmic reticulum
Source: RefSeq, a predicted model, not a curated record
AUGGCACCUAGAUUCAAAGAUGGUGACGCGGUGGUUGCCAUCAACGGCAAAUGGGUAUCGUGGACUCACACCGUUCUCGCGUACGCUGCGUUUCUGAGCGCAUUGAUUGUUGGCUGUCUACUGCACUAUCACAAGAUCGUUCAGAACGAGCACUAUGGCUACCCCGAUGAAUGGUUCCCUUCAGUUUCCGCAACAAUUGGUGAUCGAUAUCCCGAGCGAUCUUUCUUCCAGGUCUUCAUCGCCAUGACCUCGGGUCCUCGUUUCGCCCUCGUCUUCCUGUGGUACGUGCUCACUGCACGCCCUAACUCGACUUUGCCGAAGAUCGUCGCUGGCGUUGGCAUCUUUCGAACCCUGACUUGUGGAGGAUGGACCUAUGUCACCUCUACCGACGACCACGACUGGCACGAUAUCUUCAUGAUCUCCUAUCUGGUCGCAACUCUACCAUGGACACUUGGCUGUCUUGCGCUCAGCCCCAACAACCGACGGGCCGUGAAGUAUCGCAAGAUUAUGGCUGGGCUGUUCUUUGGAACCUUGGUUCCCUUGAUCUAUUACUUCAUCCAACACAAGGUUCACAAGGUCGCGGGAGCAUACACGCGGUACGCUUUCUUCGAGUGGUCCCUUAUUCUAUUCGACGUCGGAUUUGACGCCAUUACUGUGCUCGACUUCGAAGGAUUUGAGAUUGUCGUCCGGGAUACCAAGGGAAUGAGCAGAGGUCAACUGAAAACCACUGCAGACAGUGUCCUCGAAAAGGAGAAGGGCAAAGUCGUGGGCAACACCUUUGGCGAAGGCUUUUUCUGGACUGAGAUUGUUGACGCUGCUGCGGAUGUGUACAAUGGGUUCGUUUUCUGGACCGUUGUCACUGGUCUGCCGGUGCUAGUGUGGUAUUUCCCGCUUUGGCACAUGGGAAUUUCCGGCUACGAGGUAGCCAUCACGGCUGUUAUUUCCCCAUUCUUCCUGGUCAUUCCCUCCUUGAGGCAGCUUGCAAUUCGAAACUUGCGCCUGCUUCACCUGAUUUCGCUAUCCGGGCUUUUGGCCUACAAUUUCCAAGAUCCUGCCAACCGUCUGUUCGUGACCACCUUCUCGCUGGCCGUGACUUGCACGGCAUGGACUGCUACUUUCUUCGCGGAGCGAGCCAAUGCACCUCGGUUGGAGUCCCGCAUUUUGGCCUGGGGUAUUGGAUUGAUCAUGUCUACCAUUGCCAAGUUCGCCUGCGCGACGAACAACCCCCUGUGGCCCAUUAUGCAUGGUGAUAACGGAGGCUGGAACAAGAUUGGUCUCUUCCUGGCUAUCUUCGCCGUUCUGCGCUCCCAGCGCCCUGGAACUACCAGCGGUGGUGACUACCUGCCUUCCGGUGGCAAGAAGGGCUCUGCUGUCUUGGCUGGUUUUGGGUUUGGAGGUUUGAUGUUCAUGAUUGUCUCUCUCUUGACUGAUUCUAGCACCAUGAUCUCUUGGGUCUGGGAGGGUUACCCUGUCCGUGGACCGAUUGCUGUGCCCCACGGUGCCGUCACUAUUUUUGCUAUGGGCGCUGGCCUUGUCUAUGGCGUCUUCAACCCUGCGAUCGCUGGAACCUGGACUGCUUACGGUCUGGGCUCUGUUGGUGCGGCGCUUCUGACCUACUAUCAUCAUUGGACCGGAUUCUAUGGCGGUCUUUUCCUUGCUUUCUAUAUCAUGGCCGUGGCUCCAGUCCUCAUCAGCUCCUGUGUUCGCCACGGUCCUGCUAGCACCUUUGGCAUUGGCUUCCUGCUUUAUGUCUUCCUUUUGCUCUUCCACGUCUGGGUGGUUGCGUACGCUUUCGUUCCAGGUGGUCCUCUUGUGCGUGAACAUACUGACUGGCUGAUGAUGACAACUAUGCUCGCCAUUGGAGCCGGCGUUUUCUCUGCUGCUACCUCGAACUCGAGCCGCAAAACCCGCAGGAAACCCUUGAGCCCCAACAGCAAGCGUCAGCGUUCCUACUAUGUCUAUGUCCUGGCCGCUCUCCAAUUGUUGUCUGUCUCCAUCGCCUACCUGCGCUUCCCAACCAACGACUACCUUCCCCACCAUAAGGAAGACAAGGUUGUCACUGCUGGCAUCUGGACUGUUCACUUUGGACUUGACAACAACAUGUGGGCCGCUGAGCGCCGUAUGCGGGAUGUGCUUGGUGAACUUGAGCUAGAUGUGAUCGGCUUCCUUGAGUCUGACAACCAGCGCAUCAUCAUGGGUAACAAGGAUGUCACCCAAUACAUUGCCGAAGAUCUUGGUUACUACGUUGACUUCGGCCCCGGUCCUAACAAGCACACCUGGGGCUCGGCGCUGCUGUCCAAGUUCCCCAUUGUUAAUUCCACUCACCAUCUUCUUCCCUCCCCGGUUGGCGAGUUGGCCCCGGCUAUUCAUGCGACUUUGGACAUGUACGGCGAGAUGAUCGACGUUGUUGUUUUCCACUCGGGUCAGGAGGAAGAUCCCGAGGACCGCCGUCUGCAAACCGAGUACUUGUCUAAGCUGAUGGGAUCUUCUCCUCGUCCACUCAUUUUGCUUAGCUACCUGGUCACCAAGCCGCUGGAGGGCAACUACAAUACCUACGUCAGUGAACUGAGCGGCAUGAAGGAUAUCGACGCCAGCGAUUGGGAUCGCUGGUGCGAGUAUAUCCUCUACAAGAGGUUGAAGCGUACUGGUUAUGCUCGUAUCAGUCGUGACACGAUCACCGACACUGAGAUUCAGGUUGGAAAAUUCGUUAUCGGGGAGCCCGAGCCGGAAGAAGACGUUCGUGUUUCUGAGGAUCAAGUCCCCGUUGGUCGUCGCUUCCCAGCGCUCUUCCGCGGCCAGGGUGUCCGUGGUCAUAGGUACCACGUGUUCGACGAGCCCCGAUACUGGCAGUGA